CUUACUCCUCAGACCAGCCAAUCUUUACUUCCUAGUCUACAACGUACACUCGAUUCGAUAUCGGUUACAGGUCCUCGUGAUCCGAGUCCUGUAUGUCAGUAUGGACUGUUUUCUUAUCAGAUGACUUAUAACACGACGCGGUCAUACUUGCAGGUUAUUUACGUCAGACACGGGUUUGUUGAAAUAUCGGUUGGUGUUAUCACUUUCGGGAGAAAAUGCCAGCCUUUGUUAGUCGUUGAGACCAGUGUACUGUGAUGUGAGAACAGUGAUGGAUGUUUGGAUUUGAAAUAGUUUGCUGAACACAUUGGCAGGCUGAAUGAUGGCACAAGCUAUUGAAGAUUUGACGGUUCUGCCGAAUCCAACGUUUGACGAAAUUCUGGAAAUUCUGGGACACCGAUUUCGACAAGAUAAAAUCUACACAUUUAUUGGAGACAUUCUCGUUUCUGUAAAUCCAAAUAAGGAGCUUCCAAUAUAUGGACCGCAAGUGGGCAGGGACUAUGUGUCCGCACUGCAGCCGGGUCACGACGAUCUACCUCCGCAUGUCUUCUAUGUCGUCAACAGCAUUGUGACGUCACUUUUACGUCACCAGACACCACAAUGUGUCCUCCUUACGGGAGAGUCAGGAGCAGGAAAGACGGAGGCGGUGAAGAUGCUGGUCUCACAGAUGUUGAGAGAAACUGAAGCGAGAAAGACGUGCCAGGAGCGAAAUGAUUCAUCAUCCACUGCCAAAAACAUUCCAGAGGCGAUCAACCUGCUGGACAUGUUCGGGUGUGCCGCCACUCCCGUCAACACGAACGCCAGUCGGUACGCUAAACUGUGGCAGAUCUUCUUCAACCAAGAGGGAUGCAUCACUGGAGCCCGCGUUAGAACCCAGGGUCUGGACAGGAGUCGGGUGAUGUUCCACGAAGUAGGCCACACCAACUACCACGUGUUUUACCAACUCCUGGCAGGACUACCGGAUCACCAACUCAGGGACUACUUCCUCGACAGAUACUACAGAAUUUUGGAAAGCGAGGAAGGGGCUGAGAUGUUCAAAUCAGAAGACUGGUUCAGACAGUACCGAGAUGACUUUGUCUACCUCCAGCAGGCUAUGACGUCACUGGGCCUCGACCUAGGAACGCAGUCACAUUCCAGAGGAGGACAUUCGGUAAUUUUUGGAAUGUUAUCGGCCAUUCUGAAUCUAGGAAAUAUUCACUUCGCUCCAGAUCCGGAAACAGACAAAGUAUUUAUACCCAACGAACCGAGAGUGGACAUUGCCGCCAGGCAACUGGGUGUGCCGGUGGGAGAGUUAAUGACAAUAUUUCUGGCCAACACAACUUACGUGAGAGGUGAGAGAAUUGUGGGAAGGAACGAUUUUGGUGAGGCAUGCACAGCCCGGAACAGUUUAGUCCGUUUUCUGUACAGCGAACUCUUUACGUGGAUAGUUCAACAAAUCAAUGCGGCCCUGCAGGGUGACGUUAUCAGGGACCAGAACCUGUCUGUAUCAAUUCUAGAUUGUCCUGGCUAUGAGAACCUUGAUAGCAAUUGUUUCGAAGAGUUGUGCCAUAACAUCGCCGAUGAGAAAUUGCAACAUCACGUGAAUCGAAUGAUUUUCGCGGACGAAUUGUACGAUCUGGACCAAGAAGGGGUCAAAGGUUACAAAGCCAAGUACCUUGAUUUGACAACAGUUGUAGAGCUGUUUUCAUAUCCAAAGUCUCGACUGUUUGCUAUUGUUGACGAGGAGUCUGCCAUCGCCCAGUCCUCCCCAGCCUCACUGUUACAGAAGAUGACGAAACAGUUGACUAAGAACAAAUUGUUUGUACAGACUGAGCUCGACAAGAAAUCGACGUCUGCUACCUUUGCUAUUCUUCAUACAAAAGGACACGUGAAGUAUGACGCCGGCCUGCUAUUGACUAAGAACCGAGACAAGGUGACCGCCCACACCAUUGACGUCAUGAAGCAUAGCAGAAACCCUCUCGUGGCCCAUCUCUUCUCCACCGCUGACGAGCUCGAUCAUAAACCAUACAGAGUUAACCAGUCCAAGGAGAAUGGCGACAUCUCCAGUACGGGCUCGUCGCGUUUGUCUACGUACAUGGCAUCUCUUGAAGACUUGCUAGAAGCAGUGAAAGAAUGUGAAAUUCACCAUAUUUGGUGUAUUAAGCCGAACCAAACGUCACAACCCGACUACUUCGACCCGCCGUUUGUGUUCAGACAGUUGACGAACAUACAGGAGACUGUGUGUCAGCGAACACGAGGCUUCCCGGUUCGAGUGCCCAUCAGGGAAUUUGUUGAAAGGUACUGGGCUUCACUUCAGUGUUGA
This is a messenger RNA of Gigantopelta aegis, 2299 nucleotides long. Its product is annotated as myosin-IIIb-like. The transcript is spliced from 17 exons. The record is from RefSeq and is a predicted model, not a curated record. Lineage: Eukaryota; Metazoa; Mollusca; Gastropoda; Neomphalida; Peltospiridae. Gene Ontology annotation, cellular component: myosin complex. Bases 317 to 2299 code for a protein of 660 amino acids. Gene Ontology annotation, molecular function: ATP binding; cytoskeletal motor activity.